AUGACGUUCACACUUGUCCGUCUUCCCAGGCACACAGCACUAGGCUGGCAGGCAAGAUAGAGAGAAAAAGGCUGCGGCGCAUGCGCUGAAUAGCGGAUCCUGAGGCUCCCCAUCACACAGCUGCCUAAUAAGUGUAUGAGCUGCGUCUCGGCCGCCUCUUCUAACUGGAGUCUCAGGUGUCCUCGUCUGUUUCGGGCCCGAAUGUCUGACGCUUCUACUGGAACCGGGUCCGCUUGCAGUUAUUGGCCAUAAGGCUCAAAAGUUAACACCAUAGUCAUGGGCUCCUGAUGGGCAGGCGUAAAAGCAUCUGUUCUGAAAAGGCAUCCCAAAUGUGCUUCCUGUUUGCUUUAUGGCAAGUGUAGGUGAUCGUCUGAUAUUGCAGGACAUAAUGACAAUGUCCAGUUUAGGUGACCUCUCUCAGGAGGGCACAGGUAUGGUUGCUGAACAGCCUAUUGCCACACUGCCAGGCACUACAUCUCCUACCAGUCCAAACUUCUCUAGGAUACCAGAAGAGAUUCCUUUCACUCUAGAACAGCCUAUGUUCCUUAUGACAACCACUGCUCAGGCCAUCUCGGGAUUCUUUGUCUGGACUGCACUACUUUUAACCUGUCACCAGAUCUAUAUGCACCUUCGCUCUUAUAGCUGUCCCAAUGAACAACGACAUAUUGUACGGAUCCUCUUUAUUGUCCCAAUAUAUGCCUUUGAUUCGUGGCUCAGCCUCCUCUUCUUUACCAAUGACCAGUACUAUGUUUAUUUUGAUACAGUCCGGGAUUGCUAUGAGGCUUUUGUUAUAUACAACUUCCUAAGCCUUUGCUAUGAAUAUCUUGGUGGAGAAAGCAAUAUCAUGACUGAAAUUCGAGGGAAAACAAUUGAAUCCAGCUGCAUGUAUGGUACAUGCUGCCUGUGGGGAAAGACUUAUUCCAUAGGCUUCUUGCGGUUCUGUAAACAGGCAACUCUGCAGUUUUGUGUGGUUAAACCCCUGAUGGCAAUCAUCACUGUCAUACUUCAAGCUUUUGGAAAAUAUCGGGAUGGUGAUUUUAACGUGGCCAGUGGUUACCUCUAUGUAACAAUUAUUUACAACAUCUCGGUCAGUCUUGCACUCUAUGCUCUGUUUCUCUUCUAUUUUGCAACACGAGAGCUUCUUAGUCCUUACAGCCCUGUGCUCAAGUUCUUCAUGGUGAAGUCGGUCAUCUUCCUUUCCUUCUGGCAAGGAAUGCUUUUAGCUAUACUGGAAAAGUGUGGUGCUAUCCCAAAAAUCAAUUCAGCUGAGGUUACUGUGGGUGAGGGCACCAUUGCCGCCGGCUACCAGAAUUUUAUUAUUUGUGUAGAGAUGUUCUUUGCAGCCGUAGCGCUACGUUAUGCUUUUACUUACAAAGUUUACUUAGACAAAAGGCUUGAUGCUCAAGCUGUUCCAAACUACGGUCCAUAUGGGCGCUGUGCCCCCAUGAAGAGCAUUUCCAGCAGUCUGAAGGAGACCAUGAAUCCUCAUGAUAUCGUUCAGGAUGCCAUCCAUAACUUCUCCCCAGCCUAUCAGCAGUACACACAGCAAUCCACCUUGGAGCAGGGCACAACUUGGCGCAAUGGACAAAUCAUCUCUCGCUCUCAGAGUCUAUCAGGAGCCCGUGAUACAGAGAAGACUCUACUCCUGAGCUCUGAUGAUGAAUUCUAAUCUAGGAGAAGAGACAGCCUGACUUUAAUAAAAGAAACACAGAUAACAAUAGUUUGACUGAAAGACUAUUUUCACAUUCUUUUAACCAAAUCCUGCACAGAUAAUUCUUCAAUUCUCAAUAUACACUUACUAUCAGUGCAAAAUAGACUAGACUAAAAAGUAAAAAAAAUACUAUGAUAAACUAGGUUUGUUGCAGGUUAAUACUUUGCUCUUUGUAUAAGUUGACUAUUUUUUCCACAAUCUUGUUUCUUGCUGCCAAUUUCAUAACAUUAUGUAGCAGUAAUUGCUGUACUCAAAAGCAAAAUGCUGCUCAUUGAAAUGCUGGAUUUAGGAUUUACUUUUAUUUAUAUUGGUUGUGAGGUUUUGUGCUCUUUCUUCUCAUGUGAACACUGGUAGAUGUUGUUUUUUUUUUUUUUUU
Rana temporaria (common frog) is the source of this 2087-nucleotide messenger RNA. It is a transcript of the gene TMEM184B, whose product is annotated as transmembrane protein 184B. Lineage: Eukaryota; Metazoa; Chordata; Amphibia; Anura; Ranidae. Gene Ontology annotation, biological process: transport. The record is from RefSeq and is a predicted model, not a curated record. The transcript has 11 exons. Gene Ontology annotation, molecular function: transporter activity. The coding region runs from base 350 to 1669 and encodes 439 amino acids.